This is a messenger RNA of Kwoniella mangroviensis CBS 8507, 3546 nucleotides long. RefSeq lists its product as uncharacterized. NCBI's taxonomy places the organism in Eukaryota, Fungi, Basidiomycota, Tremellomycetes, Tremellales, Cryptococcaceae. Bases 1 to 3546 code for a protein of 1181 amino acids. The record is from RefSeq and is a predicted model, not a curated record. The transcript is spliced from 7 exons. Gene Ontology annotation, molecular function: phosphoric diester hydrolase activity; protein binding. Gene Ontology annotation, biological process: lipid metabolic process.
AUGAAGUUCGGUAAAACCAUUCAAUCCCAGCAAGUGCCAGGAUGGGGAGAGUAUUACCUGAAUUACAAAGCCCUCAAGAAGAUCAUCAACUCCUAUGCAGCCGGUAGACCAGCAUCCGAUGCAUCGCUACUCUCCUUAGGUCUUCGGCCCGCCAAGAAAUCACCCGGCAGUGGUAGUAACAAAUCUGAUCCAGAUGCAGGGUCACUCUCACCUCCCCAUCUCCAGCAACAUGACACUUCCAUCACUCCCUCAUCGAUUGUAGAAGAUUUAGAACCCCUUCCAGCCGAGUCUGAACCUCCUGCACCGAAUACCGGCAGUGCGUUGAUGAGCAGAGAUCCGACUGGUGGGAAUGAUAGGAGUGAGAGUUUCAAAGCGCAUAGGGAUGUGUUCUUCUUCACUCUGCAGAGGGAGCUAGAAAAAAUAAAUACAUUCUACCUCGUUAAAGAACGUGAUUUACGAUUAAGACUCCUAACACUCUUAUCCAACCGAAAGAGAUUGCUUCAAAAUUCAUCGGGAAGCGGAACACCAGGUGAAGACAGUACGCUCGAUAACUCCACACGGAAGGACGCAGAGUGGAUAUCGUUGGAAGAAGGUUGGAGGUUGUUUGAAAGGGAUUUGGGUAAAUUACAAGGAUUUAUAGAAAUUAACGCAACUGGUUUUAGAAAGAUAUUGAAAAAAUGGGAUAAAAGAAGUAAGAGCAAUACGAAAGAAUUAUAUAUAGAAAGACAAGUGGAAGUUCAACCUUGUUUCAAUCGAGAAUUCAUAGCGAAAUUAUCAGAUAUAGUAACGGCAAAUUUACUAGAUAUCGAAAACGGUUCUGAACAUCUGUCAACAUCUUUCUUGGAGAUCGAACAUAAUCUACCUGAAUCAAUCGGAGCCGAUGGAUUGAAUCUAGGAAGCGGGAGGAAAGGGGAUUUCGGUGAGAUAGAUGUGUUAGAAUCAACGGGCAAUUCGUUGGCUUUGGACGCUUUGGUGGAUCUAGAUUCGAAUAUGCUCAAAGCUUUCUCUUCGGGUAAAGAUGCUAUUCUGGAUUGGUUGAGGAUUGCCAAAGCCAAACAGAAUCAAUAUCAAAGACAGGAUAAAUCGACAAGUACGAGAUUGAUGAGGAUACUGUGGAGAGCCGCUCAACACGUUCCUCAAGAAUACUUGGAUAUGGUACUGAAUGCCGUCACGCUAGAUUACAAUUAUAUCGAUAAUAUCAAUGGUCGGUCACCAGCUCAUCAAGCUGCCAUCAAUGGCUCUCUCACUCUGAUCGGACUUUGCGCUCAAAACAAUGUCGGUCUACUUGAGAAGCCAGAUGCGUACGAUAGAAGACCAAUACAUUACGCUUCAAUGCAUGGUCAUUCGGAAAUCGUCUCUUUCCUCUUAUCGCAAUCGGUCGAUCCAUCAGCAACGGAUAAAGAUGGAUAUACACCUUUGAUGCACGCCAUCACCCAGGGUCACCUCGAAGUCGUACGCAUAUUCGUUCAAGAUAAACUUACAUUAGAGCCUACGGCGAUAUCCAACGAUUUGAUACCAUUGUCUUUAGCAUGUCAGUAUGGACAUUUGGAAGUUGCUAGAUUGCUCUUGCAGUGUGGUGCAAAAGUCAUACCUAAUUCUGAAGGGUUAUAUCCUCAACAUUUCGCUGCUAAAGCAGGUCAUGAACAGAUAUGUCGAUUAUUGGUCGAAGAAGGUGGUCCGGAUGGUGGUGGGAAGGACAGACAGGAUAAAUGCAAUCUCUGGACACCUUUACAUCACGCUGCGAUCGGAGGUCAACCACAACACUUGGCGUGCAUCAAGGUCUUGGUGGAAGCUGGGUGCAAUGUCAAUGCGGCGGACGAAUAUGGCAAAUCACCGGGAUGGUAUUCUGCCUGGUUCGGUCAUGUGGAAUGUCUCAAUUAUCUGCUGGAUAGCGGAGCGAAAUUGAAUGGAAAUCAGAACACCCUACAGGGGAUGGAGAAUUUGGGGCUAGCUGCUGAUCCGCAAAUGGACAGUCUUUCUCCUGGUUCAGAUCUGAUGUUAGAUCCUCCAGCAGAUGAAUUCGAAUUGAUACCGUCAUUGUCCUUACCUCCUCCUAUAAUACCACUCCGAGUAUAUGGACAUGAAUUCCUUGCCAAUCGAUGUCUUAUUCAACUUUCUCUAGGUCACCCAUUCACCCGUCCGUCCUCAUCGUCCAAAGCACCUCCGAUCAAGCUAUACUCGCGGUCAGGUCAAGAUCCCCUUAAUCUGUGGUCAUCGCUUAAAUUGAUUAUGACUUCAAAAUCAGAUAUUUCGGCUGUCCCUCACUCAGUCAUAUUGCCUUUGGCAGAUGAACGUGAAGUGUUCUCAUUCCAGGUCCAAUCUUUAGAAACGUUCACAUUGGAGUUAUCAUUAUAUCCUACUUUCGGAUCCAAAGUGAUAGGGAGAGCGAUAGUCUUACCUGCGACUUUCAACGAUGUCACCUAUCACAAAGGGAUAGUCGCCCCCUUACUAGAUCACAAUCUGAAGACUAUAGGAGAAGUCGCAUUCGAAGUGUCUUGUAUAAAGCCUUUCCAAGGUGCUCAAUUGGAAAUUGGCGGUAGAGUAGAAACAUAUUGGAAAUCAAAGGUGACACCUUCCCAACCUACUCAAGAUCACGCACAUCAGUUCCAAUCACACAGGCCAUUAUCCGUAUCAACUUCUUCACCAUCCCUUCGACCUCCCGCUAUCACUUCUGCUCCAUCAAGUAAUACCAACCAUGAAUCGGCGUUGGUCACGGCAAGUUCACUCUCGGGAGAAUACGUUCAUGUGGUAGUACAAGUGACCAAAGAUGGUGUCCCAGUCAUAUAUCCAAAUAUCAAAUUACCAGUCGAUAAUCUGGAUAUAACAGUAUCGGACGUUACGCUAGAACAAUUCUUGCUUAUAGGUAAAUCUCAAAACCUAUUACUCGAUCCUUCUUCGUCGAGUUUGAGCUCGGUUGAAUGGUCAAGUAUAUUAUCCAAAACGAUGUCUACACUCGAUUCGAUACUUAACGUCCUUCCGUCUGAUAUCGGUUUGAACUUGCUAUUGCAAUAUCUGAGACCGAAGACAAUCCAGUUGAGGAAUUAUGGUAAAUCAAUAGAAAUCAAUAAAUGGGUGGAUACGAUUCUACAUUCGAUAUAUGAGAAUGGAAAAGCACAAUCUCAAUCGCAGCAGAAAGGAAGGAAAUUCAUCUUUAGUAGUUUCGAGCCGGAGGUGGCUACUGCUUUGAAUUGGAAACAACCUAAUUACGCUGUAUUCUUCGCUUCGAAUUGCGGUAUCUCAUCCUCUUCUUCAAGUACACCAUCAACCACGACUACAGAUCGAAAGAGGUUGAUACCUAUCUCUCAAGAGGAGGAAACGGAUCUGAGGUGUUUGAGCGUGAGAGAAGCCGUCAACUUUGCCAAGUCGACGAAUCUUUUGGGUGUGAUAUUGGAAGCUACCACUUUGGCCGCCGUCCCUUCCCUCGUAGCAUCCGUCAAGGACGCUGGAUUGUUAUUAGCCACCUUUGGUGAUACUCAGGAUAUAACGUCGUUAAGGCAGGGUGCUUCGGACGGUAGAACGAUAGAUGCGUUUGUGAUCGAUGGGUGA